AUGGCAAACGCCGGAGUGCAGCUUCUCGGAUUCAUACUGGCCCUCAUUGGCUUCUUCGGCAUCAUCGCAGCCACAAUCAUGGUGCAGUGGAAAGCUUCAGCCUACGUUGGGGACAACAUCAUCACUGCUCAGGCGAUGUAUGAAGGGCUUUGGCAGACCUGUGCGAGUCAGAGCACCGGACAAGUUCAGUGUAAAGUGUAUGACUCCCUCCUCCAGCUGCCAGGGAACGUACAGGGCACACGAGGGCUGAUGGUGUCGUCCAUCGUGCUGUGCUUCAUUUCCAUCCUGGUGGCAGUGAUGGGUAUGAAGUGCACUACAGUCAUGAGCGACUCUCCAGAGCUGAAGGAUAAGGUGGCCCUGAGUGGAGGGAUUAUCUUUAUUCUUGCUGGUCUGCUUGCCCUGGCGGGAGCUUCCUGGUUCGGCAGCAACAUAGCAAAGGAAUUCUACAAUCCAUUCACUCCGACUAACUCCAGGUACGAGUUUGGAAGUGCCCUGUACGUCGGCUGGGCAUCUGCCAUUCUCGUCAUCAUCGGAGGGGCCUUCCUCAGCUGCCACUGCCCCAAGCAGGAAUCUGAGCCGGCUCGACGCUACCCCCAGUCCCAGCCUGUGGGAGGCAAAAACUACGUGUAG
This is a messenger RNA of Pelmatolapia mariae (spotted tilapia), 630 nucleotides long. It is a transcript of the gene cldn1, whose product is annotated as claudin 1. Gene Ontology annotation, biological process: cell adhesion; bicellular tight junction assembly. The transcript is spliced from 4 exons. The record is from RefSeq and is a predicted model, not a curated record. NCBI's taxonomy places the organism in Eukaryota, Metazoa, Chordata, Actinopteri, Cichliformes, Cichlidae. Gene Ontology annotation, cellular component: plasma membrane; bicellular tight junction. Gene Ontology annotation, molecular function: structural molecule activity. The coding region runs from base 1 to 630 and encodes 209 amino acids.